AUGGGAGCAUAUGUGACAUAUCAGGAAUACCUCAAGAUUAGAAAGCCCAUCAUGAAUACGCCUACAGGAUGUGAAUUCUUCCUGGACAAGGGGGCUGUCCCAGAACACCAGAUUUCCCGAGUGGUCAGUUGUGAUGCUGAUCCUUUAGGAAUUCAGCUGACCCUGUAUCAGUAUCAAUCAUGUCCAUUCUGUUGCAAAGUUCGUGCAUUUCUAGACUAUUAUGGACUGCCAUACAAUGUGAUUGAAGUGAAUCCUGUGUUCAGGCAGCAGAUGACAUGGUCCAAGUGGAAGAAGGUCCCUGUCCUAUUAGCUUCUUCAGAUAAUGGCUUUUAUCAACUGAAUGAUAGUUCCAUGAUCAUUUCAUCAAUAAUGAGCCUCCUUCAUGAUAAGAAGAAGGAUCUUCAUGAACUGACUAAGUGCUUCCCAUAUGUUUCAUAUAUGAAAGAAGAUGGGAAAGAAGUCACUGAGAUUCUGAACAAGUACAACCUCAUGUUUCAGGAUGCUCCUGUUGACAGAACCAAAGAUUAUUUAAUGUGAGCAAAUUUCAGUAUAGUAUAGACAUAUACUUGAAUGUUGUUCAUGGUCCAGGACCAACAUGAUUUUUAAAAAUAUCUUAUGACAAGGGAAGAGAAGAAAUGGAGGAAGUGGUCUGAUGAUGUCCUUGUCCAUUCAUUGUCACCCAACAUCUACAGAACAGUGUCUGAAGCCUUACAAGCUUUUACUUGGUUUUCUCAGGUUGGAGAGUGGGAGAAGCACUUCAGUUGGUUUGAGAGAAAUGUUGUCAUUUAUGUAGGUGCCACAGCAAUGUAUUUCAUUGGAAGGAGACUGAAGAAGAGGCACCAAUUAAAAGAUGAUGUGCGCAUAUCUCUAUAUGAUGACUGCAAUCACUGGAUGAGGGCACUGAAAAGGAAGGGCACUCCUUUCAUGGGAGGUGACAAGCCUAAUCUGGCAGAUUUGGCAGUGUAUGGAACACUGAGCUCAAUAGAAGGAUGUCAAGCCUUUGAGGAUGUUCAGAGGCACACAAAAAUUGGACCAUGGUUUCAGCAGAUGAAGGAAGCAGUCAAGCAACAUGAAGGCCAAUUGCUGUUCAAGUGAUGCUUUUGGUAUCAAUAGUGGAAAUUAUGUUAUUUGGGAUCAUACAGUGCUAUCUGCCCUGAAGUGUUCAUAUUUGUCUGUAUCCUAGUAGCUGUCACAUCACCCAGAAUGUCCACCAAUCCUUAACCACUUUCCUCCUUUCCCUGAAACAUUUCAGUGGAGAUCAUUUGGAUAAAUACUUUUGCAAGUCAGUUUAAUCUGACAAGAAAGUAGACCC
Molecule: messenger RNA, 1312 nt
Organism: Darwinula stevensoni
Lineage: Eukaryota; Metazoa; Arthropoda; Ostracoda; Podocopida; Darwinulidae
Source: the annotation of a GenBank genome assembly